AUGCCUUCGUGGAUACAGGCCUCUAUCCGCUCAACCCUCUGCGGUAAACGAGCUAGAGUUUCAAGUAUUCGAGCAGCAGCUGUCACCAAGCGUGACGAAUACUCCUCUGAGAGCGACGCUCGUACGAAGGAAUGUUCAGAGUUUAGCAAGCUAAUAUUAAGGGAAGAAAACAGUCUAAAGCUCCACCGUGGUAUUUCGAAGCUUCCCGAUCUCUACCAGACCACUGCAGAGUACCUUGACCAGACCGCGGACUUUCCACAUAAUACCACGAAGAAGCAAAGAAAAGGGCCUAAGAAAAGGCUACCAAAGCACUGA
Penicillium verrucosum is the source of this 315-nucleotide messenger RNA. RefSeq lists its product as uncharacterized. The record is from RefSeq and is a predicted model, not a curated record. Bases 1 to 315 code for a protein of 104 amino acids. The transcript has 2 exons. Lineage: Eukaryota; Fungi; Ascomycota; Eurotiomycetes; Eurotiales; Aspergillaceae.